CCUAAGAUGAGUUAGGCGAGCAGUCCAAAUAAUAAGCUGAUCAAUACAUUAUUGUAGAAAUAGAAAAGCCCUUCUUAAUAUACAAUUUAAAGCCCUGCUGUAUCUCCAACUUAAGUGAGUUUGCCAAAAGCCCUCUACCCUCAUAAAAAUUCUUCAAUAGAUUUAACGAAAUUGGCUACAUUGAUGAAAUAGUAGAAAGUGAAAUAAACAUCAUCUGAGGGAUCUAAAGACUCGAUGACUCAACUAAUAGCUAAAGCUCGUGCAAUCGCAAUGUCAGCAAAAACUCCAUCAGGUCCAAUUCAUAUUCGAAAUGAUUCUGCUUAAAUAAGAAAGGUGAACAAGGAAGCUGAAGUGGUAAGUCCAAAAUAAACAGACAUGAAAUAAAUAAAUAAAGCAGCUUUUACAUUUGAAUAUGUAAUAGGUAUAGGUGGAUUUGGGAAAGUUUGGAAAGUGAAAAGAACAGGAUAACAAUUUGCAAUGAAAGAGAUGUCUAAAGCAUUAGUGAUAACAAAAAAAAGUGUUAAUUCUGUAAUGAAUGAAAGAAUGUUACUUAGUUAACUUAAACAUACAUUUCUUAUCAAUAUGUAUUAUGCAUUUUAAGAUCGUGAAAAUCUUUAUCUCGUAAUGGAUUAUAUGUGUGGAGGUGAUUUGAGAUUCCAUAUCGGAAGAAUGAGACGUUUUAAUGAAGAACAAACUAGUAAAUAAUUAAUAAAAUUUCAGAGUUCUUUGUGGCAUCUAUUUUUAUAGGUCUGGAAUAUUUACAUACAAAUAAUAUUAUUCAUAGAGACAUUAAACCAGAAAACUUAGUUCUUGAUGAAAAAGGAUUUGUACAUAUCACAGAUCUAGGAAUUGCUCGUGUAAUGAAAUAAGAGAAUUCAAGUGAUACAUCUGGGACUCCUGGUUAUAUGGGUAUUUAUUAAUAACAUAAAUCAUAAAUAAGCACCUGAAGUUAUGUGUCGAUAAAAUCAUACAUUUGCUGUUGAUUAUUAUGCUCUUGGGGUGAUUGCUUAUGAAUUUAUGUUAGGAAGAGUAAUAAUAUCUUUUAUUUAUAAAUAAUUAGCGUCCAUAUGUUGGUAGAUCUCGUCAAGAGAUUCGUGAUUAAAUUCUUGCUCGACAAGUCUAAAUUAAAGCUAGUGAAAUACCACAAAACUGGAGCGUGGAAGCUGUAGACUUUGUUAAUCGGCUACUCCAACGCAAACCAGCAAGUCGUCUCGGUUUCAAUGGGGGACAUGAAAUUAAAUUACAUCCAUGGUUCAAAAAUUUCCCAUGGUCGAAACUUUAAAAUAGAGAAUUAAAAGCUCCAUUCGUUCCCAAUCCUAGUGAUGAUAACUUUGAUUCAAGAUAAAUUGUCAUUGAAGAUGAAGAAAAUGCUGAACUCAUCACUCAAAAUAUUUAGUUAUUAAGAGAUCCAAAUGCUCAAUAAUAAUUUGCUGGCUAUGAAUAUUAAUCAAAUAAUGAAAAGAGCUUUGUCUUUGAUUAAACAAAAUAAUCAUGAAUCCUUUUG
Molecule: messenger RNA, 1504 nt
Organism: Paramecium sonneborni
Lineage: Eukaryota; Ciliophora; Oligohymenophorea; Peniculida; Parameciidae
Source: the annotation of a GenBank genome assembly